AUGAGUACCAUGACAGAAGAAAAUAAGAGGAGAAGGUCGGUGAAUUUUACCAUGAGGGAACAGAAUCUACUAUUUUCCAUUGCAUUAAAACAUAAAAAUGUAAUUGAAAACAAACAGACCAACGCAACUACAAAUUGUGAGAAAAAUGAAGUCUGGUCAGAAGUUGCCAAAGAAUUUAAUGCAACUAGCACAGAUUUCAACAAUAGAACCGUCGAACAACUCAAAAGAUGCUACGAGAAUAGACGUCAAAGUUUGAGGAAACAGAAGGCUGAAGUACGCCAGGAAUGCUUAAAAACAGGAGGUGGCCCUCCUCCAGAGCAAAAGGAAGAGCCAGCUGCCUUGUUAGUUUUAGCAACAAUGGACCCUCUAACAGUUGUGGGCGAUACAAAUACAUAUGACUCAGAUUCUGUCAGUACGAUUAUUAAAGAUUCUGGUCAUACUGAAGAAAAUGAAAUUGAAUUAAUUUUUGAAGUACCUGAGAAUCAACAGCCUGGAGAAAAGGGAGCAAGGGAUGAAGAUCAUGAAAAUCAGAACUUCCGUGAAGAUAUUGAGAAUGACACAUACAUUCCACAAAAGAAAGAUUGGAAAAAAUAUCACUCAUCUGAUUUGAAAAGACCUUUAAAUCCAGCAUUACUAAGAAGUAAUGCUGCUACAGCAGGUACAAAAAAAACAAGACAAGCAGAUUCACAGCUAGAAUCAGAAAACCUACAAACAAGAUCUGAGCAUCAUAGUACAGGAGUAACAACAAGGACAGGAGUGGGAAACAGAAGGGGCUUGGAUCGAGGGAUAGAUAGACGGAGGCCAACUGCAACAGUUGUCAAAGCACUUGCAUCAAGUGCUUUAGCAUAA
Messenger RNA from Ceutorhynchus assimilis (cabbage seed weevil), 849 nucleotides. NCBI's taxonomy places the organism in Eukaryota, Metazoa, Arthropoda, Insecta, Coleoptera, Curculionidae. The record is from the annotation of a GenBank genome assembly.